Molecule: messenger RNA, 558 nt
Organism: Yarrowia lipolytica CLIB122
Lineage: Eukaryota; Fungi; Ascomycota; Dipodascomycetes; Dipodascales
Source: the annotation of a RefSeq genome assembly
AUGAUGUACUUAACAUAUUACUUUAUUGAAAUAACUAUUUUCUUAGCUAUUUUAUGUACUAUAUUUAUAAUAUCAGCUAAAAAUCCUAUGGUUAGUAUAUUAUAUAUGAUUGCUUUAUUCGUUAUAGCAGCUAUGUAUUUAUACUUAAUUGGUUUAGGUAUAUUUAGUUUAUUAUAUAUAAUGAUAUAUAUAGGAGCUAUAGCAGUUCUAUUCUUAUUUAUUAUAACUUUAUUAGAUAUAAAUUCUACUGAAUUAUCAGUAAAAUCUAAUAUAAGAGAUUUACCAUUAGUAUUAAUUUCAUUAAUAGUUUUAACUAUAAGUGGUUUAAUGAUAUAUUCAAAUGAUAGUAUAUUAAUUAAUAAAUUAUUAGAAGCCUUUGGUAAUGAUUAUAAUACUAUAAUAACACAAGACUGGUUCAAUAUAGAAAAUACAACUUUAUUAACAACUAUAGGAAAUGUAUUAUUAACAAAUAAUGCUUUUAUCUUAUUAGUGUUAGCUAUAGUAUUAUUAUUAGGAAUUAUAGGUCCUAUAUCAAUAACAAUGAAACAUAAAGAAUAA